This is a messenger RNA of Tremella mesenterica DSM 1558, 702 nucleotides long. RefSeq lists its product as uncharacterized. Lineage: Eukaryota; Fungi; Basidiomycota; Tremellomycetes; Tremellales; Tremellaceae. Gene Ontology annotation, biological process: DNA integration. The record is from RefSeq and is a predicted model, not a curated record. The annotation marks the transcript as partial. The transcript is spliced from 4 exons.
GACCUUGUUUAUAAAGCAAUGAAAGAAUAUGCCCCAGAGGGUCUACAGUCACGUCGUCCGGGCCACAAGAAAGUUCCUCGUUUUCCCAUCAUCUCUGUUGGUCCAAACGAACAAUGGUCUAUUGAUGGCCAUGACAAGCUGUCAUCAUAUGGGAUUGGGAUUUAUGGAAUCAGGGAUGUGUACUCAGGACGCCUUCUGGCUCUCCAAGCAAUGCCAUCCAAUCGGAGGAGUGAAGAUGUGCAUUGCAUCUUCGUCAAUACCGUUUUGAAGGCUGCAGGAAUUCCCUUACAAAUUGCAAGUGAUCGUGGUUCAGAGAUUGGAGAGGUGAUUGCAUCACAAAUAGCAUUUCGAACAACAUACUCAUCCAUCUCACUUGAAGACGUGUUUCCAUACAAGUUGCUAAAGAGCACUCACAAUAUUACCAUUGAACGAUCUUGGCGAAAUGUUCGUGAGAAUGUGGUUGAUCAAGUCAAGGCUGCUCUUCACUCAGCCUAUGGUUCUGGUCUGAUUCAUGACGGUGAUCCAGUGCAUCAGACACUGGUCAAUUGGAUUGUUCCACCAGUAGUUCAGCAGUGCCUAGACGAUUUUGCUAAAGUCUUCAACUCUUAUCCCGUGCGAUAUCAAAAGGAGAAGGCAAAUCCCUCUGGUGCAUCGCGGAAUGAGAUAUACUUCAACCCAACACAAUGGGGAGGGAGAAACUGC